Symsagittifera roscoffensis is the source of this 2334-nucleotide messenger RNA. RefSeq lists its product as uncharacterized. The transcript is spliced from 3 exons. The record is from RefSeq and is a predicted model, not a curated record. Bases 74 to 1939 code for a protein of 621 amino acids. Lineage: Eukaryota; Metazoa; Xenacoelomorpha; Acoela; Convolutidae.
ACCAUGCGUUGAUUGCGAAGGUUACCUUAACCGAAAUUUCAAAGUCCAUAUUUAUUCAAGAACAGAAUUAAAAAUGAUGUCACAGGCGUCAACUCGGAACAAAAAUGAAUCAGGAGGUUUCAUUUACAACUUGUACAACAAGUAUAAAUUCCCCUUCAUAGCAUUUCUGCUGAGUAUCUACGCGUGGUUCCCAAAAAUUCAAACAUCUCUUUUGCCGCUUGUAUUCAUUCCAGUAGCCGUGAAUGAUUUACAAGAUAUAUCAUCUUUAGUAGUUCACCCAUUUUCAAUUGAAAGGGAGCCUCAUCUGAUUAUGUAUUCAAAAAAUAACCUCUCAAUCUAUAAUUUACCUCACGAGUCAACAUCAUGUAGUAUGCAGAAGUUGGAGAUUUUGAACGCAGCUACUUUCAUUCGAUCUACCUCAAUUGAAGACUUAGGAAUAAAAAGAGACUUAUUGCUGUUGAAAUCCUUCCAGUCAUGUGACGAUGAAAUCAGGAAAGGAAAAAAGAAUAAGUGUGAAACUAACUUCGUCAUCAUUUCAUCGGAUUUAUCAGUGGCGGUUUUGACUUUUGAACUGAAAAAGACACACUUAAUAUCAUUAGACAAGUCUCUCGAAGUGUCUUUUCUGGGAUGUAAAGUUGAAGAUUUGAGUGUGAAAAUUGACCAGCAUGGUGCAUUUGGGCUCAUUUUUGCCAAGUUUGAAUCUGAAAAUGCCAAAGAAGAAGCAAAAGAGGCUAGCGUAGAUGAAGUUUCUGGCAAAUCGAGCAAUGAAAAGUGCAGAGUGAAUGAAGCAUUUUUAUUUCGCCUUAAUUUGAGAACAGGAAGAACGCAGGAUGUCCAAAAGUAUUCAGAAAAAGACGUCUUCAGAGACUGGAGUUCUUAUUCUGGAUCAUUGCACGGUGUUGUACACGACUGGCACACGUUUGAAGACACUCAUAUAGAAUCCGCCUCAGUUCUGACUAAUCAGGAGCGUUUGAUGAGCAGAGCCGCGGCUAAACUCAGCAUGUCUAGUCAGCCCACAAUCGCAGAGACCUACGGAAGGGCCAAAAAAUCCACUCCACGUUCUCUCCUUUUUGAAACUAAUGCGAACGCAUUUCUCGUUAAGUUCUCUGGAGGAAUAUUAGCGGUUAACAACCACACGCUGGAGCCAAUGACUCUGAUCAAGCUUCCAAAUAAGGAAAUGAAUCGCUCAAUUCAUGUCAUCUGGGACCAGGAGAUCCACUCGGUGGCAUCUAUCGACAUUGGAAGUUCCCUGAAGACUAUCGGGAUUCCCAGGAUCUUCGCGGAGUCAAGAGUUUUAGGGCAGACCAAUCACAUUUUCCAGAAACUUCUUUCAGUCCAAGACUUGAUUGGAAUGACGAUCGAGGAAAGUCUAGAAGAUCUGAGGUUCCUUCAGCCUCCAGUUGUGUUUUAUGCUGAAAGGCCAUCCAAGUUCGACCACUUCAGUUUUCUCUCGAAUGCGAUUGGAUCCAGUGAGCCCAAGUUUUUGUUCCACAUAGGUUAUGGAACCAUGAAAGCUUAUGAUUUAGACGGCAUUCUGCAGUGGAAAAGCGAAACGAGUGCGAAAUGGCAGGCGAAAUUGAAAAUAAUACGAGCGAAUAGUCACAUUGAAAGGACAUUCAAACCCGCUAUUCGAAAACUGGAGUCUAUAAAUGCUUUUGUCAUUCAAGGAUUUGACAGUUUGGCAGUUAUUUCGGAGCUGAACGGAGUUGAAAUAGCUACUCAUUCUUUACCAUCGCACCCUGUAAAAGACCCAAUAGUGAUUGACUUCAAUUCAGAUGGCAUCGAUGACAUCAUAGUUGCUACAGCACAGGGCCUGGUUGGGUUCUCGCUUUGCCCUACCUUUUCAUCAGUGCAAAUCUGGAUCUUUGUGUUCUCCCUGUUCAUUUCUGGAUUCUUAUUUUUCUUGGGAGUGUCAAUCAACAAGUUUAGCCUGGACUGAAUAAAUGAAACAAAGGUCAAUUUUUUAUUUAAAGUUAUUUUGGCUGAGAGUUGUUUGACAUUUAUGUGCACCAGUAGUUGAUCUAUAAAAGAUGCAUGGGCAAACUGAAAUGGUAUUUGCAUUGCAUAGUUGUCAUUACAUUUGACUGAAGACUUCGGAAUUCGCUAUUGUCGUUCAAACGGUCACUCGAAGAAUGAAGAUUCUAGCUCCUGGGUUUGCUGUUUGCGAAUUUGAUUAUGUAAUCGACAAGCUGGAAACUGCCACUGAAUCGUAGGUUUUGUAAGUUCGAAACCUUGCGAGCGUUUUGUAUUUGAAACACAAUAUUUCUAUCAAUCAUUUUUCUAUUUUCCAUUUGUGAACUGUAUACUAUUAGAAUUAGUUUAUUAUGUCUUGAA